ACCGUCCAUUUACAUAGUUCGUAUCCUUUGUGCAUCGUUCUCUUUUAGGUCCUAUAUAAACUGCCCAGAUAAUCUUGGGCCAUGUAGUUCCAAGGAAAGCAACACCAUCUUGUAUUGUCGUGGGUGGGGUCUUCAAACUCCUAUAUAUGUACAUUCAUCACCUUAUAGAUGCAAGUCCACCUCUGAAACUAUACUUUUGUCCACGUCACACUGUUUAACAAAUUUAAACUUGAGAGCUCCUUUCACCUUCGAGAGAGAUGGAGAAGGAUCAAAUUGGCACUAAACCUGCAACAAGCAGCGUGUUUCAGGAUUUGUUACCGGUCAUGGCAGAUAAGCUCGAUGCAGAUGAUUUUGUUGCUGAACUAUGCGGUGGCUUUCGGCUUCUAGCAGACCCCCACAAAGGGUUGAUCACAUCAGAGAGUCUGAGGAGAAAUUCAGCUCUUCUAGGCAUGCAGGGGAUGAGCACAGAAGACGCGGAGGGGAUGGUAAGAGAAGGAGACCUUGAUGGGGAUGGAGCACUUAAUGAAACAGAAUUUUGCAUCCUGAUGGUGAGGCUUAGCCCCGAAAUGAUGGAUAAUGCUGAAACAUGGCUUGAGAAGGCACUUGAUCAAGAGUUGAGAAAAUCGUCACAUUAAGUUCCUUUAACUUUACCAAUUUGGCAUUUAGUAAGAUGGCAUCACUUUUUAUUUUAUUUUUUCGGGAAGUUUUAAUGAAUGAAUAUGAUUUAAAUGGA
Hevea brasiliensis (rubber tree) is the source of this 733-nucleotide messenger RNA. RefSeq names its product calcium-binding protein KIC-like. The record is from RefSeq and is a predicted model, not a curated record. The transcript has a single exon. Gene Ontology annotation, molecular function: calcium ion binding. Bases 258 to 635 code for a protein of 125 amino acids. NCBI's taxonomy places the organism in Eukaryota, Viridiplantae, Streptophyta, Magnoliopsida, Malpighiales, Euphorbiaceae.